GUGCCUUGCCUAGUUUCACUUGAUACUCUUCAGGGAUUAUGUAGAAAAGAAAAGCUCACAUGUAAAUCGAUUGGAAUCACCAAAAGGAAUCUAAACAAUUAUGAGGUGGAAUACUUGUGUGACUACAAGGUAGUAAAGGACAUGGAAUAUUAUCUUGUAAAAUGGAAAGGAUGGUCAAAUUCUACAAAUACUUGGGAACCUUUGCAAAAUCUCAAGUGCCCAUUACUACUACAGCAGUUCUCUAAUGAGAAGCAUAAUUUUUUAUCUCAGGUAAAGAAAGGCAAAGCAAUAACUCUUAAAGACAAUAAUAAAGCUUUGAAACCUGCCAUUGCUGAAUACAUUGUAAAGAAGGCUAAACAAAGAAUAGCUCUGCAAAGAUGGCAAGAUGAACUCAACAGAAGAAAAAAUCAUAAAGGAAUGCUAUUUGUUGAAAAUACUGUUGAUUUAGAGGGCCCACCUUCUGACUUUUACUACAUUAAUGAAUACAAACCAGCUCCUGGAAUCAGCUUAGUAAAUGAGGUUACCUUUGGUUGCUCAUGCACAGAUUGUUUCCUUGAGAAAUGUUGUCCUGCUGAAGCUGGAGUUCUUUUGGCUUAUAAUAAAAACCAACAAAUUAAAAUCCCACCUGGUACCCCCAUCUAUGAAUGCAACUCAAGGUGUCAGUGUGGACCUGAUUGCCCAAAUAGGGUCGUACAAAAAGGCACACAAUAUUCCCUGUGCAUCUUUCGAACUAGCAAUGGCUGUGGCUGGGGUGUAAAGACACUUGUGAAGAUUAAAAGAAUGAGUUUUGUCAUGGAGUAUGUUGGAGAGCUCUAUAAGGCAGAUAUUGCUAUUCACGUUUUAGAGAGGGAAGAGUAA
This is a messenger RNA of Chrysochloris asiatica (Cape golden mole), 858 nucleotides long. Its product is annotated as histone-lysine N-methyltransferase SUV39H2-like. Bases 142 to 858 code for a protein of 238 amino acids. The record is from RefSeq and is a predicted model, not a curated record. Gene Ontology annotation, molecular function: histone H3K9 methyltransferase activity; zinc ion binding. Lineage: Eukaryota; Metazoa; Chordata; Mammalia; Afrosoricida; Chrysochloridae. Gene Ontology annotation, cellular component: nucleus. The transcript has 2 exons.